CUUGGUGACCACGUCGCGUGUCCGGAGUGCGUACAAUAUCCUGCUCUCGCUGCCGUCAUGUCUCUGGUCUCCAAGAAGGACGAGGAAAGUGGUCUGAGCACCUACUACAACAACAAGACCACUGUUAUCCAGGAAGCACGCGUCUUCAACGACUCCCCCAUAAGCCCGCGAAGAUGUAGGGCACUCCUUACCCGCAUCGUAUUCUUGCUAUAUGUCGGGGAGACUUUUGGGACGCAGGAGGCGACGACGCUGUUCUUUGGGACGACGAAGCUCUUCCAACACAAGGACAGUGCACUGCGGCAGAUGGUGUACCUCGCGAUCAAGGAGCUCGCCGGCACGGCGGAGGACGUGAUCAUGGUGACGAGCAGUAUUAUGAAGGAUAUGCAGCCCAACUCGGAGGUCAUCUACAGACCAAACGCGAUUCGUGCACUAUGCCGUAUUAUCGAUCCAUCUAUGGCGCAAGGUGUGGAACGGUUCUUCAAGGCAGCGAUAGUCGACAAGAAUCCCUCCAUCUCAUCUGCCGCGCUCGUCUCCGCAUACCACCUGUUCCCUAACGCGAAGGACGUCGUCAAGCGGUGGGUCAACGAGGCGCAGGAGGCGGUCAGCGGCAAGUCUUCCAGUUCGUUCUUUGCAGGAAACUCUGGUGGUGGCUACCUUGGCUGGGGAGGCUCGUCCUCGCAACCUACGAACGGUUAUUCGCCUGUGCCUUCGACCAGCAACAUCACGCAGUACCACGCGCUAGGGCUACUCUACUUGAUCCGCCAGCAGGAUCGUAUGGCAGUCACGAAGAUGAUCCAGCAACUUGGUGGAGGCAAGUCAGGCGCGGGUACUACACUCAAGAAUCCUAUGGCUCUGUGCAUGCUCAUCCGUUAUGCGGCUAAGAUCAUGGAAGAGGAUCCCAACAUGCAGAGGCAAAUGUUUGACCUGCUGGAGGGCUGGUUGCGGCACAAGAGCGACAUGGUCAACCUCGAAGCUGCUCGUGCCAUCUGUGAGAUGAAGGGCGUCACCGCUCAGCAGCUUACAAGGUCUAUCGCAGUACUACAGCUCUUCCUCUCGUCGCCCAAGUCUACACUGAAGUUUGCUGCGACUCGGACGUUGGCGGCGCUGGCUGUGAACCAUCCCCAGAGCGUGGCUGCUUGCAACAUGGACUUGGAGAACCUCAUUUCAGACCAAAACCGCAGUGUUGCGACCUACGCCAUCACGACGCUGCUGAAGACCGGCAACGAGGCUUCGGUAGAUCGCCUCAUGAAGCAGAUUACAGGCUUCAUGAGUGAAAUCAGCGAUGAGUUCAAGGUCAUCAUCGUCGACGCCAUCCGCUCGCUCUGCCUCAAAUUCCCAUCCAAGCACGCGUCUAUGCUCGCCUUCCUGUCUGGUGUGCUCCGUGACGAGGGAGGCUACGACUUCAAGCGCGCCGUCGUCGAGGCCAUGUUCGACAUGAUCAAGUUCAUCGGGGACUGCAAGGAGCAAGCGCUCGCGCAUCUCUGUGAAUUCAUCGAGGACUGUGAGUUCACGAAGCUUUCCGUGCGGAUCCUGCACCUGCUUGGUGCAGAGGGCCCGCAGGCGCCGCAGCCGACGAAGUAUAUCCGGUUUAUCUACAACCGUGUGGUGCUCGAGAAUGCUACCGUACGCGCUGCAGCAGUGUCGAGCCUGGCCAAGUUCGGUCUCAACGGUUUGGAUGAGAAGCUGGCUAGCAGUGUCAGAGUCCUUCUCAACCGGUGUCUGGAUGAUGUGGACGACGAGGUCCGAGAUCGUGCCGCACUUUACUUGAAGGUAUAUGAGGAUCCACCGUUGGUCACUACAUACGUAAAAGAAGAGUCGAUCUUCUCCUUGGCCGCUCUCGAGUCCAAGCUGGUAUCAUACAUCAGUGAUUCCGAAUCUCUGGACAAGCCCUUCGAUGCAUCUUCAGUACCCAAAAUCAGCAAGGAGCAGGCUUCGAAGGAGGUAGCUCGUCCCAGUAGUCUGGAGACCAUUGGCGUCCCCUCGACAUCGAAGGCCGCAACUCCCCCGCCUCAGACGGCUGCGGAGACGCAGUCUGCAUACGCACAGCAGCUCGCCGAUGUUCCGGAGUUCGCAGACUAUGGUCCUGUGCUCAACAGCAGCUCGAAGCCUUCCCAGCUUACGGAGGCAGAGACCGAGUAUCAGGUAUCAUGUGUCAAGCACAUAUUCAAGGAACAUAUCGUAUUCCAGUUCAAUGUGUCGAAUACGAUCCCAGACACGGUUCUGGAGCAGGCUUCCGUCGUGAUGCAACCGCAGACAGACUCGGGACUCACAGAAGACUUCAUCAUUCCUUUGCCGACAUUAUCGCAAGCCACAUCUCCCGGGACUGUCUACGUCUCAUUCACGCGCGACAGCCCAGAAGAAUACACGCUCGCCUCAUUCCAAUGCGUGCUCAAGUUCGUCAGCAAGGAGGUGGACCCGUCGACGGGCGAGCCCGAGGAGGAAGGCUACGAAGACGAGUACCAGCUGGAGGAGACCGAGCUUGCUGCGGGCGACUACAUCAUUCCCAGCUACGCGACUUUCUCGUCGGAGUGGGACCGUAUGCGCGAUGGGGAGACCGCGACAGAAACCUUCGCGCUAUCUGCGAUGGAGUCCAUGAAAGCUGCAUGCGACUCUAUCAUCGAGAUUCUCAACGUGCAGCCGCUGGGCGGCACGGAGGAGCCUCAAAACCCGACUGUGCAUACGCUGCAAUUGUCCGGCUUGAUCCCAGGCGGAGGCGGAAAGGUGCUCGUGCGGUGCCGGAUGACCUACUCGAAGACGCAGGGUGUCACGCUAGAGCUGGCCGUCCGCGCAGAGCAGCAGCAGGCUUGCGGACUGGUGCUCACGGCUAUCGGUGGUUGAGUCGCCGGGUGGUGUAGACGAGGCCUUUUUGCGUUGUUGGAUUUGUAUCGGACGUUUGUCGUAAAUUCCCAGUAUCUAUUUGUGCAUGAGAGGUGGAGGAGGUAAACGACAGCCGUGUCCCACAGGAGGGCGGUCUUUUGAGUCUCGAUGCGGGGCGAGUGAGAAAGCU
Rhodofomes roseus is the source of this 3007-nucleotide messenger RNA. Its product is annotated as coatomer subunit gamma. Gene Ontology annotation, cellular component: endoplasmic reticulum; COPI vesicle coat; endoplasmic reticulum-Golgi intermediate compartment. Gene Ontology annotation, biological process: intracellular protein transport; intra-Golgi vesicle-mediated transport; endoplasmic reticulum to Golgi vesicle-mediated transport. Gene Ontology annotation, molecular function: structural molecule activity. The record is from RefSeq and is a predicted model, not a curated record. Lineage: Eukaryota; Fungi; Basidiomycota; Agaricomycetes; Polyporales; Fomitopsidaceae. The transcript has 11 exons. Bases 58 to 2838 code for a protein of 926 amino acids.